Penicillium olsonii is the source of this 966-nucleotide messenger RNA. NCBI's taxonomy places the organism in Eukaryota, Fungi, Ascomycota, Eurotiomycetes, Eurotiales, Aspergillaceae. The record is from the annotation of a GenBank genome assembly.
AUGCCUUCUCUCGUUGGAAAAGAAAUUGGCCCCACGGGCUACGGCACCAUGGGCAUGACCUGGAGACCUCAACCUCCAACCCAGGAGGUAUGCUUUGAAACAUUGAACACUACCCUUGAGCUCGGAGCCAACUUCUGGAAUGGUGGCGAGCUUUACGGCACACCAGAGUACAACUCCUUGCAUCUCUUGAACAAGUACUUCACCAAGUACCCCGAGAACGCCGAGAAGGUUGUGCUCAGCAUCAAGGGCGGUUUGAAGAAGGGUCAGCUCGUUCCCGACUGCUCUGAGGCGAACAUUCGUCGCAGCGUAGACGAGUGUCUGCACCAGCUUGACGGCAAGAAGAGCAUUGAUAUCUUUGAAUGUGCGCGACAGGACCCGCAGGUCCCCGUCGAGCAAACGAUUGAGGUCCUUGCGAAAUAUGUGCAGGAAGGCAAGAUUGGAGGAAUUGGAUUGAGCGAGGUCGAUGCUGAUACUAUUCGUCGAGCACACAAGGUGCACCCGAUUGCCGCCGUGGAGGUUGAAAUGUCCAUGUGGUCAACCGACAUCCUAGAGAACGACAUUGCCAAAACUUGUGCCGAGCUGAACAUCCCCAUUGUCGCCUACUCACCUCUCGGCCGAGGUGUUCUCACUGGUGCUGUGACUUCACUGACCGAUAUCCCCGAGGGUGACUUCCGGCACCACCUGCCCCGUUUCAGUGAUGACAACUUCCAGAAGAACCUCAAGCUCAUCAACGAAGUCAAAGAGCUGGCUACUCGGAAGGGCAUUGCCCCUGCGCAAAUUGCACUCGCCUGGGUGCGCAGCCAGAGUGCCAAGCCUGGUAUGCCUACUAUUAUUCCGAUUCCCGGUGGUACUACGAAGGACAAGGUGGUUCAAAAUAUGGGUGGAGUGCAGGUAUUGACUGAUUCUGAGCUGGCUGAGAUUGAUGCUAUUUUGAAGGGAAAUGUGGUUGCCGGUGGUCGGUACUAG